UUUAGCUCUAAGGAGCCUGGGACCCAGCACUGGCACUACCCUGGGUGUGGUUAAGUGAGCUGUGUCCUUAAGAGCAGGUGGGGAGGGUUGGUUACAGGAGCAUAAGAGGUAAGACCAGUUCCCUCCAGUCCCUCCAGACUGCUGGUGUGUGGCCCAGGGCGGAGCCCCUCAGUUUAAAGAGCAGAACCCAUCCAGGCUAUCCUCAGACUUGCUCACUGUACCCGGCACCACUCACCUGGCUGGGCUGAUCUCCAGGCCUGCAGCCUUGCCCUUGGUCCUGACAUGACGGGAGUAACCAGUGUCUUUCUCCUGGUGCUAGCAGCUCUGCCUGCCUUGGAAGCCAAUGAUCCAAUCGAUAAAGACAGUCCCUUCUAUUAUGACUGGGAGAGCCUGCAACUCGGCGGAAUGAUCAUUGCAGGACUCCUGUGCAUCACCGGACUAGCCAUGGCCUUCAGUGGCAAGUGCAAAUGUAGAAGCAGUCAUAACCCCAGUUCCUUACCCGGGAAAGGCACCCCACUUAUCACUGCAGGCUCUGCAAACUGAACACAGAACCAAGUUGGAAGCAGUUUUGCCAGCCUCCCUGUUCCUCCCUUCCACAGACCUCCCCUUCCAGAAUGGCCACCAUAACACAUACUGUGACGUCUUCAGCAACAGGGAAGGGUGCCCAAUGCUUACUUUAUAAUAAACUCUCUUGCUGCUCCUUUA
Messenger RNA from Myodes glareolus (Bank vole), 705 nucleotides. It is a transcript of the gene Fxyd4, whose product is annotated as FXYD domain containing ion transport regulator 4. Gene Ontology annotation, molecular function: sodium channel regulator activity. The record is from RefSeq and is a predicted model, not a curated record. Gene Ontology annotation, cellular component: membrane. Gene Ontology annotation, biological process: regulation of sodium ion transmembrane transporter activity; potassium ion transmembrane transport. NCBI's taxonomy places the organism in Eukaryota, Metazoa, Chordata, Mammalia, Rodentia, Cricetidae.